Messenger RNA from Populus euphratica (Euphrates poplar), 3331 nucleotides. RefSeq names its product zinc finger BED domain-containing protein RICESLEEPER 1-like. The record is from RefSeq and is a predicted model, not a curated record. Lineage: Eukaryota; Viridiplantae; Streptophyta; Magnoliopsida; Malpighiales; Salicaceae. The coding region runs from base 864 to 2885 and encodes 673 amino acids. Gene Ontology annotation, molecular function: DNA binding; protein dimerization activity. The transcript is spliced from 4 exons.
CCCUCUUUUGCUCAUCCAUUUUUCACCUUUUUUUAAUGCUUUUAUCCUCUCUUUUUUUUGGGUUCGUUCUUGUAUAUGCAAGCCUUUCACUUUCCUUUUGUAAUGCGAUUUUAUAUUUAUUUUCUGUAUUUUGCGAUGGCCUAUUCUCUGUUACUGUUUAGUUGAUGGUUAUAAUGGCUGAAAGAUUAGAUUUUGCAUUGAUGUUAAAGAGGAAAGUGAAGUUAAAAGGUUUUUUUUUUUUUUCUGUUUUUUGUUGGUGGGAAACAUGGAUUUUGACGUUGGCCCAUCUGUGUUUUAUAGUGUUUGUUGAUGUGUGUGCUCUUGAUAGUUAUAGAGCUGAUUGAAGCUGGAAUUAUUGGUACUUCUGUUUAAUUUUUGCAAGAAUUAUGGAUUUUGAGAUGAUGGAUUGGUUUGUAUGUAUGUAUCUGUUGAGUUAUGGUCUAUGAGGAAGGUUGAAGCUUAAACGGUGGAUUUGGUUUUAUGAGAAUUUGGGAUUUUAAGAUGAUUGGUUCAUUUGUAAAUGCACGGAUAUGGCGCGAUCUCUUAGUGGAUAGUAAGAUGUGCGGGUUGUAUCUUGUUAGCUAUUUCUGGGUAUUCUGCAAGGAACAUUAAAAGUGCGUUUGAGGGAGAAUAAUCAUCUCAGUUUUUUGUUUUAUGACCUUACAUUUUGUAUAUAACAGCCUUUUGUCAAUUAGGAUGGUAGCUUGUGUGAUGUGAGUAGUAUAAUUGAAAUUUGGUGGAUCUAGAUUAAUCUAUACUGGUGUCGGUUCGAUCAUUUGAAUGUUAUAUUCCUUGGAUUGUCCAGUUCAGUUGGAUCAAUGCAAAUUUUUCUGAUUAGACUUUGGCUAGUUUAAACCUAUUCAAUGGAGGUAUCGAAUGAGUUAGCUAUGAAGAAACCAAAGAGGUUGACGUCUGUGGUAUGGAAUCACUUUCAAAGGAUUAGGAAGGCUGAUGUAUGUUAUGCAGUUUGUUUGCAUUGUGACAAGAAGCUCAGUGGGUCAAGUAAUAGUGGGACUACGCAUCUAAGGAAUCACUUAUUGCGAUGUCUUAAAAGAUCUAAUUAUGACGUGUCACAACUGCUUGUGGCAAAGAAAAAGAAAAAGGACACUUCCCUUAACGUUGCAAGUGUCAAUGUUAGUUAUGAUGAAGCACAAAGAAAAGAUGAAUAUAUUAAGCCCACGGUUAUGAAGUCUGAUCUUGAGCAGAGAAAAGAUGAAGUUAUUAGCCUUGGAAGUUGUAGGUUUGAUCAAGAACAGAGUCAGCGCGACCUUGCCCGUAUGAUUAUAUUGCAUGGUUAUCCAUUGACCAUGGUUGAGCAUGUUGGAUUCAAAAGAUUUGUGAAGAAUCUCCAGCCUUUGUUUGAGUUUGUGCCAAAUAGCUCCAUUGAAGUCUCUUGUAUGGAAUUUUAUAUGAAAGAGAAGCAGAAAGUGUAUGAGAUGAUAAAUAGAUUGCAUGGAAGAAUUAACCUUGCUAUUGAAAUGUGGUCUUCUCCAGAAAAUGUUCAAUACAUGUGUUUGAUAGCACACUAUAUCGAUGAGGAUUGGAAAUUACAACAGAAAAUUCUAAAUUUUGUGACACUGGAUUCUUCUCAUACUGAAGAUGUGCUUUCAGAAGUGAUUAUAAAUUGUCUCAUGGAAUGGGAUGUUGAAUACAAGUUAUUUGCCAUGACCUUUGAUGAUUGUUCUGCUGAUGAUGAUAUUGUGCUCAGAAUUAAGGAUCGGACCUCUCAAAACAGGCCUCUGCUGAGUAAUGGUCAAUUGUUUGAUGUUCGCUCUGCUGUGCAUGUUCUGAAUUUGAUUGUUAAAGAUGCCAUGGAAACACUUCAAGAGGUGACUGAAAAGGUUCGAGGAAGUGUUAGCUAUGUUAAAAGUUCACAGGUAAUACAAGGGAAGUUCAAUGACAUUGCCCAGCAAAUUGGAAUCAGCAGUCAGAGGAAUUUGAUUCUUGAUUCAUCAACUCGGUGGAACUCAACAUACUUCAUGCUCGAAACAGUCAUAGGAUACAAGAGUGCAUCUUGUUUUUUGCAAGAGCACGAUCCAGCCUACACAUCAGCUUUAAGUGAUAUAGAGUGGGAAUGGGCCAGAUCCAUCACUGGUUAUUUGAAACUUUUUGUUGAAAUCACCAAUAUCUUUUCUGGGGAUAAAUGUCCAACCGCAAACAGAUAUUUUCCUGAAAUUUGUGAUGUUCAUAUCCAGUUAAUUGAAUGGUGUAAGAACCCAGAUGAUUUUCUUAGUUCCAUGGCAUCAAAGAUGAAAGCCAAGUUUGAUAAAUAUUGGAGCAAGUGCAGUUUGGCUUUGGCAGUAGCAGCCAUCUUAGAUCCUCGAUUCAAGAUGAAAUUGGUGGAGUAUUACUAUUCCCAGAUUUAUGGUAGUACUGCCCUGGAUCGAAUCAAGGAAGUUUCUGAUGGCAUAAAGGAGCUUUUUAAUGCAUACUCUAUCUGCUCAACUUUGGUUGAUGAAGGGUCAGCUUUACCUGGCAGCAGUUUACCUAGUACCAGUACUGAUAGUAGGGACAGGUUAAAGGGCUUUGACAAGUUCCUCCAUGAAUCUUCUCAAGGUCAGAGUGCAAUAUCUGAUUUGGACAAAUACUUGGAAGAACCUGUCUUUCCUCGCAAUUGUGAUUUCAACAUAUUAAACUGGUGGAAAGUCCACACACCAAGGUACCCUAUCUUGUCUAUGAUGGCACGAGAUAUUCUGGGGACUCCCGUGUCAACUGUUUCACCAGAGUUGGCUUUUGGUGUUGGAGGCAGGGUUCUUGAUAGUUAUCGCAGUUCCCUUAAUCCAGACACUCGACAAGCUCUAAUAUGCACACGGGAUUGGUUGCGAGUGGAAUCAGAAGAUCACAAUCCAUCUUCUGCUUUAGCGCUUUAUGUUGAAGCGAAUUAGUCUGUCCAUGGUUAAUGGAGGGCUAUCUUGAACUCAAGUGCCAUAUGAUGUUACCUGAUUGUUUUGCUACGCCUCCGCCUCCAGAGUUUGGAGGAGCAUGGUUAAAAGUUUCUCCUCGAUGUUCAUAUUGCGGUGACUAGAUUGCUUCUUGGGUACAAACACUUCAUCAAGGAGCUUAAAUGUACUUUUUGAGGACAGUGACUAAAAUGUUUAAAGGACAUGUUGAAGGUAUCCUCUGCUUGAAUUUUAAGUAUUUAAGCCUCUGUUGUGCAGAUCUCUGAUUCUUGGAAAUUUACAUUUAGUGGAUGAUAUUGGUACAGUACUUUCCAACUUUUCAUCUUCACAGAUUAUGUUCUUUUGUAUGAAUUCAGUGAUUUUGAGUUUCGACAGAUUAUGUAACCUAAUGGAUGGCGUGGUGAAAACCCUUGUUUUCACAAUGUUUAUUC